AUGCAGUGCGCUUUGGAAAGCGAUGCAGCCAGCGCCGACGGUACGGGAAGGGGCGGGCUGCAAGUACCUAUGCAGAAGCAAUGCAAACACGCAACAACUGCAGCUAUCCUGGUUGAUACCACCACGGCCUUGUCUCUAUAUGAGGAUGCCAAAUACAUAACGGCUUGCAGGUAUCUGUUCAACAGUCCAUAUUUACAUGCAUACGACACACAGCAGUGCAGGGUGCUCUCGACCAAUGGAAGCGACCUGCCUCGUCUACAAGACGACAAAGAGCAAAAGCCCAAAGGCAUAGACGCUACCCCGUAG
Messenger RNA from Cordyceps militaris CM01, 306 nucleotides. RefSeq lists its product as uncharacterized. The record is from RefSeq and is a predicted model, not a curated record. Bases 1 to 306 code for a protein of 101 amino acids. The transcript is spliced from 3 exons. Lineage: Eukaryota; Fungi; Ascomycota; Sordariomycetes; Hypocreales; Cordycipitaceae.